AUGAGUCUCGUUCGUCAAAACUUCCAUGAGGAAUGCGAAGCUGGCAUCAAUCGUCAAAUUAACAUGGAGCUCUACGCCAGCUACCUCUAUCUGGCCAUGUCUCAGCACUUUGACAGAGACGACGUCGCCCUUCCGGGCUUUAGGGAAUUUUUCGCUAAGGCCUCUGAGGAGGAACGCGAACACGCCAUAAAGCUCAUGCGUUAUCAAUGUGGACGUGGCGGCCGCAUUGUCUAUCAAGACAUUGCCAAACCCCAGACAACUGAAUGGGCAUCCGGUCUUGAAGCCAUGGAGAUGGCGCUUAAAAUUGAGCAUGAGGUCAACGAGUCCCUCCUUGCUUUGCGCGGUGUCGCUAACAAGAACAACGACAGUCAGUUUUGUGAUUUCUUAGAAGGUGAAUUCUUAGGGGAGCAAGUCAGUGACAUUAAGAAACUGGCAGGCUAUGUGACAAACCUUAAACGGUGCGGACCUGGCCUGGGAGAGUACAUAUUCGACAAGGAGACCCUUCAGGGUGGUGAGAAAUAA
This is a messenger RNA of Echinococcus granulosus, 522 nucleotides long. RefSeq names its product Ferritin heavy chain. Bases 1 to 522 code for a protein of 173 amino acids. NCBI's taxonomy places the organism in Eukaryota, Metazoa, Platyhelminthes, Cestoda, Cyclophyllidea, Taeniidae. The record is from RefSeq and is a predicted model, not a curated record. Gene Ontology annotation, cellular component: cytoplasm. Gene Ontology annotation, biological process: iron ion transport; intracellular iron ion homeostasis. The transcript is spliced from 3 exons. Gene Ontology annotation, molecular function: ferric iron binding; ferrous iron binding.